This is a messenger RNA of Suillus clintonianus, 891 nucleotides long. RefSeq lists its product as uncharacterized. The record is from RefSeq and is a predicted model, not a curated record. The transcript has a single exon. Lineage: Eukaryota; Fungi; Basidiomycota; Agaricomycetes; Boletales; Suillaceae. The coding region runs from base 294 to 827 and encodes 177 amino acids.
GUGCGCAGGCUGAUGGCGUGUACUGAUAGCAACUGGACCUUGUGCUCAAUCCCUGUGCGUUGUGAUAGGAUAACGCACGGACAUCGAGGCUUGAACGUGGAGUAAUAUGAUAACAUGAUCAACCGGCAAGAGUUUCUUGGAAUCGCGCGCCAGUGCAGCGACAUCGUCAAAGCCGGUCCUGAUCAUGGUGAACAACAACAGAUAACGUUCAACAUACAGCACUGUCGUGGAGACAAUGGAUAAAUAGUUUGCACUCAGAGCUCAGUCAAAGCAAGCCCCAAACCACUUUCAAGAUGUCUUCCAACCCAACUGAAUCGCACCAGAGCAAGGCAGAGAUGCAGCGCCUAUACAGAGAGAAGGAGGGGGAGGGAUUCACGGAGCUCCAGAUGGCAAUCCGUGAAGUGACGAGGGGGAAUGUUGAUCUUGUAAAGCGUCAUGAAACACUGACGAAAGGCAUGUCAAACCAUUCUGUUGAUGUCCAAUCACCUAACCCACACUCAUCAGCGGCACAGAAGAUUAGAGAACUUCAUCGUCAGAAUGAUGAGUUGCGCAGACAGCUGAACAUGAUAGCUGAUUCGUCGCGGGGACCGCCAGGUACAUUAUCUGACUGUUUGACUUAUUCUAAUGCUAAACAACACACAGGUGGCCAGGCGCUCGGGGCUUGGCCGGGGGGAGCUACCGCUGACCCCUAUGCCCCUGAUUUUGGCCUCAGUGUUUGGAGGAAUGAUCUCAGCACUCAGUAUUCCGCUCAAUAUUACCCUGACAAUGCUGCGCUAUCAGACAGGAACUUGCCGCAAGGGUACACCGGGCAAGGCAGGGGCAUGUAAUCGACUGACUGCAAGAAUGUCGCGCAGCGGGAGCGAGUUGAUGUAGCAAUAUAUGUCCCAUUCU